This is a messenger RNA of Mya arenaria, 2265 nucleotides long. Its product is annotated as excitatory amino acid transporter 1-like. Gene Ontology annotation, cellular component: plasma membrane. The record is from RefSeq and is a predicted model, not a curated record. Lineage: Eukaryota; Metazoa; Mollusca; Bivalvia; Myida; Myidae. Gene Ontology annotation, molecular function: glutamate:sodium symporter activity; L-glutamate transmembrane transporter activity; neutral L-amino acid transmembrane transporter activity. Gene Ontology annotation, biological process: L-glutamate transmembrane transport.
AUAUAACCGUAUAUUGCUUUCUUUGUAUACUGAUAGCUUAACCUUGAAAUAAGAGUAGAUUUCAUUUUAGGAACUAUUUUGAAAAGCAUUCAGCGACCUGACAAGCAGCGUUGCGAAACGGAGUUUUAAAAGUCAGACCAACAUUCCAAGAUGGCGAUGUCCGUGCGAGCCAAGCUCAUCCUGCGGGAGAACCUGUUCGUGUUGUUAAUGAUCAUUGCCCUUGGACUGGGGGUACUGGUCGGACUGCUGGUGCGGAUGGACGAUGACUGGAAAUAUUAUGAGAAGAGGAAGAUUUUCUACCUGAAGUUUCCAGGGGACCUGCUUCUGAACAUGCUGAAGAUGCUUAUCAUACCUCUGGUGGUUUCAAGUCUGAUAUCAGCUAUUGCAACGCUGGAUUCCAGAUCAUCUGGGCGCAUGGGUCUGCGUGCCAUCAUUUACUACCUUGCGACUACAUUUUUCGCCGUCGUGUUGGGGAUAGUUCUGGUGUUGGCAAUACAGCCUGGCCACAAGGGGGGAAAGAAAACUCGUACCGGGGAGGCUAAGACCCAAGAACCGCUCGAGGCUCUCUUCGAUCUGAUCAGGAACUGCUUUCCUCCCAAUUUGAUUGAAGCGUGCUUUCGAACGCAAACAACGACCAGUACAAACGUCAGCUAUUUAGAUUCUGAAAUGAACAUGACAGUAUGGCGGGAAACACCUAAGGUGAAAUCCGAUGAGCGAAUGAACGUCCUCGGUCUGGUAGUUUUCUCCAUAUGCUUCGGUGCUGUCAUCUCCCGCAUGGGCAAGGCCGGCAAACCGCUCGCUGACUUCUUUGACUCGCUCCAUAUGGCUAUAAUGAGACUCACAAUGAUCGUCAUCUGGUACUCUCCUAUCGGUAUAUUGUUCUUGGUCGCCACUAAGUUGAUUGAGGUGGACGACUUGGGACAGAUGUUCACUCAGCUCGCCUACUACAUGCUUACUGUGCUUGUGGGCCUGUUCAUACACGGGUUUAUCGUGCUCCCCAUCAUCUUCUUCAUUGUUACCCGUACCAACCCGUACCUGUUCACGUACCGUAUGAUGAAGGCAUUGCUUACAGCCUGGGGAACUGCAUCUAGUUCUGCGACACUUCCGGUGACAAUGGAGUGCAUAACGGUGGAGAACCGCGUGGACCGGCGUGUGGCCAAGUUCGUGGCUCCCAUCGGCGCCACAGUCAACAUGGACGGCACGGCGCUGUACGAGGCGGUCGCCGUCAUCUUUAUCGCACAAUCUCGCAACAUAACUUUGAGCGUCGGGGAAGUCAUCAUCACUGCGUUGACGGCGACAGCGGCGGCCAUUGGCGCUGCAGGCAUCCCGUCCGCCGGCCUCGUGACCAUGUCCAUCGUGCUGACAGCCGUCGGACUUCCGGUGGAAGACGUGACGCUCAUUAUCUCCAUCGACUGGUUUCUGGACCGGUUCCGGACGGCCAUCAACGUUCUCGGAGAUUCUUUCGGUGCCGGGAUCGUCGGGAAACUAUCUAAGGCGGACCUGGAGCUGUUUGACUCCCAGCAUCCCGACGGCACGCCAUUCAGUGAUGAUAACGAGCUGGAACCAGUCGUUUCCGCUGAUGACGAAAUUGUGACGGUCAAAGACAACAGUGACCGUCCGCCUAAAUACGGAGAGCUUAAUCCUGUCUUUAUGAGUUCAGAGAAACUGUAAAGACCAAUGUGAGACUUGGACAUUCAAACUAAUCCAUAUUCAUCAUGUAUCUGACACAUGUUGUAAUAAAAUAAUCACAUAAUGACAUAUAAUAUUAUCAUUAAUAGAUAAUCCAAUGAUAUUUUAAAUGUCGAUGUGUUUGAAAAGAUACAUGUGUUAAAAUUUAUGUUCAUGAUUGGUAUGUAUUUUUAUUAUUUGACUAAUUCCUAUACAUUUGCGCCUAUAAUUUGAGAUACAAAAUCAUUGGUGUUUAGUUAACUUCAACGAUUUAAUUUCAACUUUAUUGUUCAUUCCAUAGACACUGAAUUACAACAUAGCCGUGACUCAUAUAAGAAAAUGAUACGCGUAUUGUUCCUUAAAAAACGAUUUGUUGUUUAGUCAAUGCAAGUCCUAAUAAGCAGAUGUGUAUGUAUAUAUUGUCCCACUGCGAUAUGGCUUAUCACACUAUGUUAUUACUCAUUCUUCUUUACCUGUUUAUAUGUAUGUAGAACUUUGUUUGAAACAGUUUUGAUUUUUUAAACACACUUAUUUCAGGACGAAAGGAAUGUAUUAAAUCUAAGAUUGUAAUGUUUCAAUAAAUGUUUGUGAAAAUGA